Brassica napus (rape) is the source of this 1092-nucleotide messenger RNA. RefSeq names its product cyclin-H1-1-like. The record is from RefSeq and is a predicted model, not a curated record. The coding region runs from base 1 to 729 and encodes 242 amino acids. The transcript has 12 exons. Lineage: Eukaryota; Viridiplantae; Streptophyta; Magnoliopsida; Brassicales; Brassicaceae. Gene Ontology annotation, biological process: regulation of transcription by RNA polymerase II; regulation of cyclin-dependent protein serine/threonine kinase activity. Gene Ontology annotation, cellular component: transcription factor TFIIK complex; nucleus. Gene Ontology annotation, molecular function: cyclin-dependent protein serine/threonine kinase regulator activity.
AUGGCAGAUUUCCAGACAUCAACUCAAAGAGCCAAGCAGAGAGAUAUAAAGCUGCUAAACCAUAGGGCAGUGCACUUGCUAGAGAAGUGUGGAACAACCCAAGUUGAAGUAGAUGCUAGUGGAUCACUAACUUAUCCCACGCAGAAAGUUGAUGCAGGAGGAGAUCAAGGUGAUAAGAAGCUUAAGCCUUUGAGUGUUGAUGAAGAACUGUUCAUGAGAGCUUUUUAUGAGGCCAAGGUCCAAGAAGUCUGCAGUGCCUUUGAGUUCCCUCACAAGAUUCAGGCAACAGCUCUCCAAUACUUUAAAAGAUUUUAUCUGCAAUGGUCUGUUAUGCAACAUCAUCCAAAAGAAAUAAUGUUAACCUGCGUGUAUGCAGCCUGUAAAAUAGAGGAGAAUCAUGUAUCUGCUGAGGAGAUAGGGAAGGGGAUUAAACAAGAUCACCACGUCAUUCUCAAGUAUGAGAUGGCUGUUCUUCAGAGUUUGGAAUUUGAUCUGAUUGUCUAUGCACCAUAUCGUGCAAUCGAAGGCUUUGUCACCAACAUGGAGGAGUUUCUUCAAGCUAGAGAUGAUGAAAUCCAAAAACUGGAGAGUUUGCUCAAAGCGGCAACAGCAGAAGCCGAUAAAGUUAUGCUCACAGAUGCUCCACUCCUUUUUCCUCCUGGCCAGUUGGCGUUGGCUGCUUUGCGUAUUGCAAAUGGGGUUCUUGGAGUGGUUGACUUUGACAGGUAAAGAACUAUAAGUACCCAAGUGAAAAGGACAUGAAGCAUAUAAACAGGAAGCUAAAAUCUUGUCUAGGACAUAGCUCUUCACAUGACGAGAGUAAGAAACGAGAGAAGAGAUCGAAGCACAAGUCACAUAGGAACUCCAGUGAUACACCAAAGGGUGCACCCAUAGGUUGAGUUUCUCGUUUUUGCCAUUAGCAUUUGGUAGCUUUAAUAUUAUUGAAUGUUCAAAUCCUCUUUAUAUUUUUUUGCCGUGUUGUUAAAUUUGAGCAUAUCUGAAUCAUAAACUGGCAUUUUGUGCUAUAGAGACAAAAGCUGUAUCUGGCAACAAAUAUUGGCACAUAAUUUGUUUAUUCGGAAGAAGAUGCUA